ACCAAUCUAGUUAAAGUAUGGGGUACCCGUUCUAGGAGUCGCGGCAACAUUGCUGGUACAACAUUAAUCGCAUCUAAACUUAAGCGAACAACGCGUGACUCGCAGGACUGAGUGCGACCGGCAGGCCAAAGCUAACAUUGCUUAGGAUCGGGUUUUGUGUUAGUUAAGUUAAGUUAGUUUGGAUCAUUUCGGUGAGAUUUGGAAACAGCCAUGCGGCGAAUAAAGCCGGCAUGAGUUUCCCGAUUUUCCGUGGAAAAAUGGCCCGGUACCAUUGGGAGUUUUAGCACGCGAGUACCACAAUGUUCAUCCGCAAAACGGUCCACGUGUAGUGCGGUUCCAAACCCAGUUCUCGUGUUGUCUUUUUCGGUUUCUCGUUUUUAAUUUUUCGUUUUAUUUCAACAGCAUUCGGCAGGUCGAUUCUGAACCGGUUUUCUCCGAAGUUGGAUCACGUCGUUGAGUGAGACCAUUGCUAGCCGCUUGGCCGCCUGAUCGCGCAGACUUUUGGCUAUUUCUCGGCUGACUGGUACGAGUGACUCGUACCGUUCAAUUGGUACCUGCGGGUUCACCACGCCGUCCUUAAGGAGCGUAUAUGCGCGUGUGUUUCGGGACUCUUUGCUUCUCGUCGAGACUCAACACGGCGUCCGACGAGGAAGCGAUCCAUCAGGUUGUGAUUUCCAGUGGCGGAGGCGGGACUUCUUUAGACAGUGGCGCAGUCCGAGCUGGACUAGUGAAUGAACUAGAAAACGAAACUAUGGCCGAGGGCGGCUCUUGUGGGGCGCCCAUGGGUGGGACUGAGGAGCUACUUAGACUUGUCGCUGAACGAGACGAAGAAAUUCGGAGACUUCAAGCGGAGUUGGCUCUAAGGAAUCGCGAGAUUUUCGAGCUGCGUUCUCAACUGGAUAAGUUCCAGUCGGUAAUGGCCAUCACACACAGUCAUCCAGCUAGCCCUAAAGGGCUGGGCGGUCAGCUGCGGCCCCGCAAGCAAAGGGCUGGCAUUUCGGCCGAACCUCAGAACGAGAAAAGCAUCUUGGAGAUGAGCAGCACCACCUUCCCCACCAUUUACAAAGACGAAAGGUUUUUCUGCGAAAAUGUUUCGAUCAAAUGCCGAUAAUGUAAGUGCAACUGUAUGGCGCGCCAUCGUUUAAGGUUCAUCCUGCAACCGAAAUGAAUGCUUAUGCGAUGAAGCAAUAUUUAAACUUGCUUGAUGGACCUGUUUUGCCAGCGUGAUGAGGUGGUUUUCUGAUAAUAAACAUUUUAGCCGA
Molecule: messenger RNA, 1262 nt
Organism: Dendroctonus ponderosae (mountain pine beetle)
Lineage: Eukaryota; Metazoa; Arthropoda; Insecta; Coleoptera; Curculionidae
Product: cGMP-dependent protein kinase, isozyme 2 forms cD4/T1/T3A/T3B
Exons: 4
Coding region: 590-1111 (173 amino acids)
Source: RefSeq, a predicted model, not a curated record